CGAUACCUUGCUGCGGAGCCGCAAUCGGCCGCCGACCGACCCAGCUCCGUUUUCGUCGAUUUUCGGACCGUUCGCGGCGAUUUGGAGACCAGAAUCGAGACUAUUCUUGACGACAGCGCCACCACCCUUCUUCACAAGUUGCCGUGAUACCCCGGAUGCUGACGUCACCAGUCCGGUUGCCGUGGUGAUCACACGUGGCGGGAACGAGAGCGAAGCCUGGCCGCGCACGCGCACGGGAAGAUGCACCGUACCACCCACCUCCCGAUCACGGAGCUCAACCCGCACCUCAUGUGUGUGAUCUGCGGGGGGUACUUCAUCGACGCAACAACCAUCAUAGAGUGUUUACACUCCUUCUGCAAAACAUGCAUCGUGAAGUACCUGGACACCAGUAAGUACUGUCCCGUCUGCGAUGUACAAGUUCACAAGACUCGGCCCCUGCUCAAUAUACGAGCGGACAAGACCCUACAGUCCUUGGUAUACAAGCUCGUGCCCAACUUGUUCAAAGAUGAGAUGAAAAGACGGCGUGAUUUUUACGGGCAGUGUCCUGACCAGGACCUGGCGGCGUCCAGCGAGGAGAGAGGAGAGGUGGAGGACCUGCAGAUUUACACUCCUGACGAGCACAUCAGCUUGUCACUCGAGUACUACAGAGAAUCUGAAGCGGCGUCGGCUGCUGAAUCCGACCAGGAAAAGGACGAGACGGAGACGAGACAGGACAAGCAGGACACGUCUCCCAAACCUGACGGCAAACGGAAGAACGGAGAAACAGACGACGUAGUUUACCCGGAGAAGCGGUUCCUGAACUGCCCGGCUGCCGUCACCGUCUCCCACCUCAGGAAGUUCGUCAGAAACAAGCUCGACGUGCCGCCCAUCUUCAGGGUUGAGAUUAUGUACGGAGACGAGCCAUUGAAGGAUGACUACACACUCAUGGACAUAGCCUAUAUCUACACGUGGAGAAGGAACGGUCCCCUCCCCCUGACGUACCGUGUUCUAGAGAACCCGAGUAAACGGCUGAGGUCGGAGUCAGGCGAGCCGGCAGUCAGUGUGAAUGGGGAGGGCAGCAGCAGUAGCAGCACCACCACGGAGCAUGCGCCGGCAGAAACCGUCACCACGGCUUCUACGUCAUCACAACCACAGACAGCUACAGGGCCGACUGAAGCAUUGGACCUGCGCAGCACGUCUCCCGCCAGUGCGCAGGCGCAGGAGCGACCAAACGGCGGCGUUCCGGGGGACACCGGAUGACUCUGUGUCGGCAGGGGGAGGGUCAGGGGCAGGUCAAAGAGCAGAUCAAAGGGCAGGUCAAAGGACAGAAGCAGGUCAAAAACUCGCCGACUCAAAAUAAAAAGGAGAAAUAAGCAUAUCGACGAUUCCGAAAUAGCAGCGCGUUUGCAGAGUUUGAUUUUAGCUUGAUACACAAAUCGCUAAAAUAUCAACGUAGACCACAAGUGGGCUAGAACAAUAUUUUAAGUUGGUUAAUUCUUCACUCUGAUCCGUUAUAAUCCAGCUACAAUAUCCCCUGAAAGCUGAUGUAAAACCAAGGAGGUUUAAAAGAAAACCUCCUUGGUAAAGCACAAAGCAUUAUCACCAUGUAAAUAAUGCAAAAUGGCAACUAUAAGACUUAGUAUACCUCGGAUAACAUUACAGUUUUUAACAGAAAUUAAUAACAACCAACAGGUGAGUAGAGAGUGAACAUACCUCU
This is a messenger RNA of Branchiostoma belcheri (Belcher's lancelet), 1696 nucleotides long. RefSeq names its product polycomb complex protein BMI-1-A-like. Gene Ontology annotation, cellular component: PRC1 complex. The transcript is spliced from 10 exons. The record is from RefSeq and is a predicted model, not a curated record. Gene Ontology annotation, molecular function: promoter-specific chromatin binding. Bases 241 to 1239 code for a protein of 332 amino acids. NCBI's taxonomy places the organism in Eukaryota, Metazoa, Chordata, Leptocardii, Amphioxiformes, Branchiostomatidae. Gene Ontology annotation, biological process: negative regulation of transcription by RNA polymerase II.